GCGGCCUCUUCCCCAGGCCCCCAGCCCCACCCCCGCCUAAGGACCAAGAUAAUGGACUGGCCAUCAACCCCGCCCUUCGAUCCCCGCUUUCCCAACCAGAACCAGACCCGCAACUGUUACCAGAACUUCCUGGAUUUUCACCGCUGCACCAAGACCAUGAAGAGAAGGGGGAAGGACCCGUCCCCCUGCGACUACUACCGCAAGGUGUAUCACUCCCUGUGCCCUCUCAGCUGGGUGCAGCGCUGGAAUGAGCAGAUCCAGGAGGGGACGUUCCCUGGGAAGAUCUGAAGGACCCUGUCCCCGCUCUGGCCCCACCCUGGCCCCCGCCCCGAUUCAGGACCUCUGGAAUAAAGCGAUGUUGUA
Molecule: messenger RNA, 363 nt
Organism: Trichosurus vulpecula (common brushtail)
Lineage: Eukaryota; Metazoa; Chordata; Mammalia; Diprotodontia; Phalangeridae
Product: cytochrome c oxidase subunit 6B2
Exons: 3
Coding region: 52-288 (78 amino acids)
Cellular component (GO): mitochondrial crista; respiratory chain complex IV; mitochondrion
Source: RefSeq, a predicted model, not a curated record